AUGCGUCUUCCUGUUAUCCGCUACGGACUUUCAAAGCCUUAUCCCCAAGAAUGGCUGACCCCAGUUGUCGUGGCGGGCGCGAUCAUCGUCACAAUCAUCUCCUCUUUGAUCAGUUUCGCGUCGAGCGGCUACAAUCUGGAGGUAGUCUACUCUAGCGACCCCAAUGCCACUGCUAGGGAGGUCUGGAUGAAGAACAUACCUUGGCUCUUGACAAACAAAAGGACUCCUACAUGCCAGUCCACAACAAUUCCCAUCAAUGAAAAGCUCACCACCAACAACACUGCCCUAACCUACACCUUAACUGGAGUGUCACAGGAGGGCGCCGAGAAGCACGCAUCUGUUCUGAUCUACCACAACAACCUACUCCACAACUGUUCGGUUGAUGCAAUAGAGUUUCGCCUGGAAUCACUCGAGAGGACCACAGCCCAAAUUGCCAUAUCGCCCUGGGGUGUAGACCUACUUGGAUACGUUGGCUGCAUUGUUGCCACGCCAGAUGGACCGACCUUUGUCAAUCUAACUGCUGAGUACAACUAUGUCCCUGACACUGUCUCUGUGCUGGGAGGACAGAAUGCGGUCUUUGUUGGGAGGAACCAAACCACAAAAGCAAGCCUGUUCUGGGGUGAAUCUUUGCUCGCCAUGUAUUGGACACAAGCGAUGGUGUAUCUGAAUGUGGAGUGGGGAGCAGAGAGAGCUGGUCAGAAUGACGAUCUUGGCUCUACCUGGGUCAAAGGAGUCAUGGCGAUGACACCAAAUCCGUCGACCGCGGACUUAACCGACCUCACCUACUACAAUUCCAGCGUUUUCUGGAUCACCAACAUCACCGGGCUCACGGGAGAAUACUGGGUCGAUCCAUUGAUGAAUCCGAACGAUCCCGCGUCCUUUUCUUUUGCUACCUUAUGGGGAAGGCAAGCUGCCCCUGCGGGCCUUUGGAUCGCUGCAGACAGUCUCGCAAAGUCGUUCCAGUCUACAAUACUCACAGACCUUGGUCAAAACUCUGCUCAUGAUAAUAUUCUGAACGAGCCCACUUUACUUCAGCACUUUACCGCCAAUUUCUCAAGCAUCAUAUCCCAAAACAACAACUCCCCGGGAGCAUUAAAUGUUGGCCCAACACCUGGACCUGCACAAACCGAUUAUGAAUCAUUCAAAGCAAGCACUGGACCCAUCGGGGUCGCCCCUUCUGUCCUAGCCACGACAUAUCUUUGCUCAGUGCCUCACCAGAAGUCGUUCGCAGAAUUAGUCACUUCUAUUCUUGUGGCAGAUCUUGUCUUCUUGCAGGCGGCGUGGUGGUUAUUCAGAACAGGCAUGGAUAAGCUUAUGGAAAGACGAGAUUCACAGACCCAUUAUUGUGCGGGAUGCUCAUCAAGGCCUCGAGGCAGUCCCGCGUUUGAGUCAGAGUCGAGCAUAUCUUUGUUGAAGCUAAAUCAGCCUGGUAUAUGGGAAAGACCGGAGCAUGCGUAA
Fonsecaea multimorphosa CBS 102226 is the source of this 1458-nucleotide messenger RNA. RefSeq lists its product as uncharacterized. The transcript has a single exon. The coding region runs from base 1 to 1458 and encodes 485 amino acids. NCBI's taxonomy places the organism in Eukaryota, Fungi, Ascomycota, Eurotiomycetes, Chaetothyriales, Herpotrichiellaceae. The record is from RefSeq and is a predicted model, not a curated record.